AUGCCAAUCCACCUCGAGAUACCAGUCUUCUCCCCUUCCUCGGCGCUGCACGCCCAAGCCAUCGGCGCGCAGCGCAUCGAGCUCAACGCGCGCGGGAGCUACGCCGUCGGCGGCACGACGCCCGCGCUCGCGGACCUCGAGGGCGUGAAUAACUGGCUCAUGGUGCCCGUGCGGAUCAUGAUCCGGCCGCGGGGGAAGCGCCCUGAAGAUGAGGUGGACUUUGUGUACGAUGAUGACGAGUUUGAGAUGAUGGUGAGGGAUGUGGAGAGGUUUCGGGGCGUGUUGAGAGGAGAGAGGGGGGAUGGGUUUGUGUUUGGGGUUUUGGAGAGGAGGAAUGUUGGUGAUGAUGGUGGGGUUGUGGUUGAUGUCGAGAGGAAUCGGAGGCUGGUGGAGGCCGCUGGCGGACUUGCGUGUUCUUUCCACCGGGCUUUUGACGAGGUUAUUCGCGAUGGAAGAGCCGAGACGAUUACGAAGGGGGUGAGGGAUUUGGUGGGCUGCGGGUUUGAGGGGGUGCUUACGUCCGGCGGGCCGGGAAACGCGGCGGAGAACCGGGCCGCGCUGGAGGUUGUUGUGCGGGAGGCGGCGUCGUCGGGGGCCGCUGGCAAGGGGACGGGAAAGGGACUGGAGGUUAUUAUCGGCGGCGGGGUGAGGAAGGAGAAUGUUGAGGGGGCGGUUGACGGGUUUGAGGGGGCCCGUGUCUGGGCGCACUCGAGUUGUUUUACAGGCAAGUGUGCCGAGGGAGAGGUUGAUGAUGAGGAGGCGAUGGGGAUUAUGGAGAGGCUUGCUGAGAGGUGA
Colletotrichum fioriniae is the source of this 795-nucleotide messenger RNA. RefSeq lists its product as uncharacterized. The record is from RefSeq and is a predicted model, not a curated record. NCBI's taxonomy places the organism in Eukaryota, Fungi, Ascomycota, Sordariomycetes, Glomerellales, Glomerellaceae. Gene Ontology annotation, molecular function: copper ion binding.